Xylaria bambusicola is the source of this 2141-nucleotide messenger RNA. RefSeq lists its product as uncharacterized. The record is from RefSeq and is a predicted model, not a curated record. The coding region runs from base 283 to 1779 and encodes 498 amino acids. NCBI's taxonomy places the organism in Eukaryota, Fungi, Ascomycota, Sordariomycetes, Xylariales, Xylariaceae. The transcript is spliced from 2 exons.
CGGGACACGACAGUUCCGGAGACGGAAUCUUAUAUGUUGGCUUAGUGUGAUGUUAUAUGCACGUAUGGCAUCGAUGCAUUGAGCUCACUCGUAAGACAGACCAGGGGGUACUGCUCAUCUCGAGCUCCCUUUCCUUGAUUGCUUACCUCAGACACUCCUUGGCAUCGCUAAGAAAUGAAGCUUUUGCGGCUAGCGUUGGUUUGAUUGCAUUAUAAGAUAACACGGCAAGGGAACUGAGUGCAAAAGAUUGCUUCGUCUUCAAUUGCUUGAUCGCUGGAUACCAUGGGGAAUCUGCUGUCAAAACCUAAGCCUCAGGCACCGCCUGCGGUGGCUACGGACACAAUCGUUCCCAUGCAUCACAUGGACGACAACAAUAUAAAUCGGUCCAUGGUCGUCAUGUUCAUGAUGCGGUUUGACGAUGUAUUGGACCCCGAAAAGUUGAAGGGUUCUCUGGAAAAACUGCUCAGCCGCGACGAUUGGCGCAAGCUCGGCACCAGAAUAAGGCUCAACGAAAAAGGUAAAUUGGAUUGUCACAUCCCGGAGAAGUUCGACGAGAAGCGCCCGGCGGUCGGCUUCUCUCAGGUUAAAUACGACGUGGAGAUCGGGAAACACCCAUUGGCAUCCCGCUUACCAAGGGCGUCGUCGAGGCCGGCAGUCGUGGGUGACCCUGAAGAAUUCAGAUCACUGAUGCGCAGGGAGGACGGCCCGAAAUGCCUUAACGACUACAUCUAUCGUGAUGAGCCUCAGCUGAGCAUGCACAUCGUGUCCUUCGAAGACGCUACGCUCGUCACUCUCAGUUGGCUGCAUACUUUCCUCGACGCCAUGGGUAGACGCGAGCUGAUGCAGGCCUGGAUCGCUGUCCUCGAAGGCCGGGACAGCGACGUUAAGCCGUUACUUGGCGUGUAUGACGACCCGCUCAAGGACUUCGGUCUCAAGCCCCAGCAGCCGUUCAUGUACGCCCACCAGAGGGUGACGGGGUGGAAAAAGGCCAUCUUCGUCAUGCGCUAUAUCUUUGAGUUGGUAUGGUACCCGAAAGAAGAGUCGCGCAUCGUGUGCCUACCCGCGGCGCACAUGCAGAAGAUCCGUGCCGACGCUAUGGCGGACCUAGAAUUGCAGGACAAGGGUGAUGGCAAGAAGCCCUUCGUCAGCGACGGUGACCUAGUAUCGGGUUGGAUCACUCGUUUGUUCAUCCAACAGUUGGAGCGGCCGAGCUCGACGCGGAAGAUCCAGAUCAUGAACGCCUUCGGACUGCGGGCGACACUUGCCAACGAUCUGCUGCCCAGCAAUUCGGCGUACGUCGCAAAUGCCGUUACCGGCGUCUAUGCGCUGGUGAGCGCCAAGGAUCUCCUCACCAAGCCGCUUAGCUUCGUAGCCUCGGAGAUUCGGCGCUCAAUUGCAGAGCAGGGCGAGCGUAGCCAGCUGGAAGCGAGACGGGCGAUUGACAGGGUUUCGAUUGAGAAGACGGGGCAAGCGAGCCUCUUCGGAGAUGCGUGGAUGAGGAUGAUUAUCAUCUCUAACUGGACUAAGGGCCGAUUCUUCGAAAACGACUUCUCAGCCGCUGUGGUGAAGCCGGGCAUCCCGGAGAACUCCCCGGAACGCUCCUCACAAGUCGGGCGUCCAUCAUACAUUCAGACUGGCGGAUACUCUGACAACACCUUCUCUUUGCGAAAUGCAUUCCCUAUAAUUGGAAAGGAUCACGCUGGAAACUACUGGCUAAUGGGUUCCCUGAGAAAGGGAAUAUGGCCCAAGAUUGAAGAGGUGCUGAAUCGAUCUGGGUGAACGCUCCUGGUCGUUGAUGCGGCAGUUGGAUAGCUUCUCUGUGCUAGGCGAAACGCCCAAACCUUAGGACCUACCUAUGCAUCGAAGGACUCUAAUGCGGUAGUGGCUAUUGACUCCGCCUCAGAUUUUGAAAUACCAUACCUUCUUGAGCGUUCGUUGUCACCGGCAGUAAAUAGUUUUGUAAUAUCAUAGCCUUAGCAUAUUUAUACAUAAAGUAAACCUUAAGAGGUGUUCAUCCUAUACUCUUCAAGGGCCAUCGUUGGCUCCCAGCGCACUGCUCUACCUACUAAAUCUUUGGCAUCAUUGUAUACGGUGGUGUUAAUAGCUACAGCGAAAAUGAUAUAAUGAGGUCUCCUUUCCCA